UGAAGACAGGGUACCUAGGCAUCCCAGCGCCGAGGUCCCAUGGCUGGAAUAUCUGUGCGCCCUGCUGGGAUGCCCCCGCAGCUCGUCACGACGGUCGCCUACCUGCUGCUGAGCUGCCAUGCCCUACAGGGACAGGUACCCUCGCCUGGAGCUGAGCCCCACCCUGCGCUCUACCUGCCCACCUGGGGCGCCCUCGGCAGCAGCAACUCCGACAGCCCCAGCGUCCUGAUCGCCAACCCCGGGCUCCAGGUGCCCGAGGGCCGCUCGCGUUGGCUCGACCCGCUCCGGGACCUGGUGAUUCGAGUGCAGCCGGGGGACCGGUGCGAGGUGACGGUGCUAGACGCCCUGCCGCCGCGCCACGGCGCGCUCUCCCCGCGCCGCUUCCCCUGCGCCUUCCGGCCCCACCAGGUCCGGUACACUCACUUCGGCGCCCGCAGCCCCGGACGCGCCCGAGUGCGGCUGCAGCUACGCUACGACGCCCCGACUUCCACGCUGGUUCUGCCUUUCACCCUGGCGGUGGACGUGGUCUUCCCCCAGCUGCAGCUGGUGACGCGCAACAGGCCUCUGACGGUGGAGAAGCUGCGCGGCUGGAGCCACACCAUCGACAGGAGAGUGCUGGACUUCACCUUCCCCAAGUCUCCGGCCGCGGCCCCUCGCAGAUGCUGGCUCACCCCUCUUCCGCCCGAGGGCGGCCCACUGCCCAGGUAUGGGGACUCCGUGGGGGCCCCUCUCCCCAGGGCCAAGGGCUUAGACUGUGAGGCUUUUGUCCGGGCUGGGGUGCGUUACCAGCACACCGCCACCACCUCGUCGCCCAGCCGGGACUAUGUGCCCAUGGUGGCGGAGCUGCUAGAGCCAGGGGCCCGAGGCGCCGCUGGGUCAGGGGAGGUGCUGCUCCGAGAGCACUUCCAGCUGCUGGUGAGGAUCCGCGAGACAGCCGAGAACAUGGCGCCCAGGCCCAGCUUCCGGGCCCUGAUGAUGAUGGAGGUCCGUCAGUUCGCACUGACGGCCCUGACGCUGGACGCACUGGCUGCCGAGGACAUGGAGUCUGUUGCUGAUGACCUAGUCUUCAACAUUCUCAAUGCCCCCACCUCCACACCAGGCCACCAGGGCUAUGUGGUCAGCACUGACGACCCCCUGGGCCUUCCAGUCUCCUACUUCACUCAGCGGGAGCUUCGGGAACUGAAAAUUGCCUAUCAGCCCCCGACAGAGAAAUUGGAUGGGGAGCGUGUCUUCCAGUUGGAGCUGGAGGUGGUCGACGGAGAUGGCGCCUCCUCAGACCCCUUUGCCUUCCUGGUAGUAGUGAAGCCCAUGAACACUUUGGCCCCAAUGGCGAGCUGUAACCGGGGACUGCUGCUUUUUGAAGGUCAGUCAAGGCCCCUGUCCAGUGCCCACAGCCUUCAGAUCAGUGACAAGGAUGACCUGGGAGAGGUGAAAAUAGCUGCAGUCAGGGGCUUGAAACACGGGCAGCUGGUGGUGCUUGGGGGACCUGCUGGGUGCAAGCAUUUCACACCAGUGGACCUGGCAGCAGGACGAGUGGUGUACCAGCAUGAUGGCAGCAACACCUACAGUGACAACAUCAUCUUCCGGAUGGAGGAUGGGCACCAUCAGGUGGAAUUUCUCUUCCCUGUCAUCAUCAUACCUGUUGAUGAUGAACCACCACUGAUCACUGCCAACAGUGGGCUCUCAGUGACUGAAGGGCAGGUGGUCCAGAUCUCCCCCUUUGUCCUGAGUGCUACAGAUAUUGACUCUGAGGACUCAACCAUCCAGUUCGUACUGGAAGACCAACCUCUGGAAGGAAAAGAGGAAGAAGAAGGGUGGGACCUGGUCCCUGGUGCCUCCCAUUCAAGUCAGCAUCUAGGGGAGAUGCUGCUGCAGCAGGCUGAAGCACCUCUGUCCCCUGAAGAUGAAGACUGGUAUUAUGGGGAAAAGGAAGGACUUUAUGAGAAGGUGGUGACUGAGUGACUUCAGCGAGACGUAAUGGAAGGGAGACUCUUCUUCCGCCAUCUUGGACCCCUUGGCCCUCAAUCUGUAAUAAUCCAGAUGACUUUCCAUGUGCACGAUGAUCAUGACCCACCCAAUCUAUCCAACCAGCACUUCUUGACCAUUAAGAUCCAACCAGUGGAUCUGCAGAGUCCAAUGCUAUUUCCAGGAACUACCCUAGAAAUGACUGUGCAACAGUACCAACUCACUCACUUCUAGAAGAAAUUCCUCCGAUACAUUGACCAAGACUCAGAUGACCAGCACCUGUGGUACACCUUACUGAUGCCCCCAACUGACACAGAUGGCAACCACCAAAUCCGAGCUGGAGAAAUUGUACUCACUGAUUCACCAGACACACCCAUUGUACACUUCACCCAGGCUCAAGUAAAUCACCACAGAGUUGCCUACCAGCCCCCACAGAAGCUGGGUAUUGUACCUCGGGUUGUGCAGUUCACCUACCAGGUGGUGGAUUCCGCAGGCAAUAGUGUACCUGGUAUCUUCACAUUAUUCCUAAAGCCUAUAGAUAACCAGCCUCCCCAAGUCACCAACAGAGGCUUUACUGUCUUAGAGGGAGAGAGCUUCAUCCUCAGCAGUAAUGAACUGUAUAUUACUGACCCUGACACAGACAUUGACCAGAUUGUCUUCAUUUUAGUUUGGGGUCCCCAACAUGGACGUUUGCAGUACUUAAAAAAAAUAAUGGUCCCAGGGGAAUUUUUUAGGCAAGCUGAUAUUGUUAAUGGGAGUAUCUCUUACCAGCACAGCAAAGACCAGACCACCAGUGACACCUUUCAUCUGGAGGUAAGUGACAGGAUUCAUCACAUACCCAUCACUGUCCAGAUUUCUGUGCAUCCCACUACAGCCGACAAAACUCCCAGGAUCUCUGUUAUAGGUAGUUCAUUAUUAAAAGUUUCCAUAGAUGUGCUAGAGAAUAAAGCCACUGAGAUCACUAUGGGUAUCAUCCAUGGCCAAAAGGAUUCAGGUGACUUGAUGCUGUCUUUCAUUGUGGAGGACAGCCCCAAACUGGGCACUAUUCUGUUGAAUGGUUUACCCUCAGAAUGAUUCACCCAAGAGGACCUUAUCAGCAGGGCAGUAGUCUAUGUCCACACAGGAGGUGAAAUUGGAUUCCAGAAACAGCAUGAUGCCUUCAGCCUUGCCGUCUCCAAGGAUUCUUAUCAGUGGCCAGUGGGGGGCAGCAUAGUGGAGAGAGUGCAGGUGCACGUGGUUGUUCUGCCUGUGGACAAUGCUGCCCCCAAAGUGUUGGUGGGGAAGUCCUACAUUGUCCAUGAAGGUGGGAAGAGCCCCUUGGUCUUACAACAUCUCAGUAUUGAAGAUGUGGACACUCCGCAAGACAAAAUUCUAUGCACAGUGACAGGUCAGCCAGCUUCCAGCUACCUGGAAAACAUUGCAGCAGCUCCUGGCUCAGAAAAGUCACAGGCCAGUAGCCCCAUCAGUGCUUUCUCCACCAGAGAUGUCCAGGCAAGACAUAUCAAUUAUGUACAGAGUAUCUACAAGGGGAUAGAGCCACAAAAAGAUCAAUUCACCUUUUAUUGCUCUGAUGGCAUCAACUUUUCCCCACAAGUCUUCUUCCCUGUAGUGAUCUUACCCACCAAUGAUGAGCAGCCUGAACUUUUCUCCCGUGAGUUGGUGGUGUUAGAAGGGAUGAGCCUGGUCAUAGAUACCCCACUGCUCAAUGGAGCUGAUGCUGAUCUGCCACCAAAUGAGCUUCACUUUCAGCUCACAGCCCUCCCUCGGCAUGGGCGAAUUAUACGGCAGCUGGCCACGGGCAGCCAUCCCAUCCACAGCUUCACCUUACAGGAGAUCCAGGAGGCCUCCACCAUUGUGUAUGAGCAUGAUGACUCUGAGACCACAGAGGAUAGUUUUGAGGUCUGGCUGAGUGAUGGCAAGCACACCACCCACAGGAAGGUAUCCAUUGUGGUGAUUCUGGUGCAUGAUGAAAUCCCUCUGCUGACCAUCAACAGUGGGCUGGAAUUAGAGAGUGGACAUACCAAGGUCAUCACAAAUCAGGUCCUCAAGGCCACAGAUGUUGACUCAGAUGACAAGAGCCUUGGUUAUGUCCUCUGUUCUGAGCCUCAACAAGGGCUUCUACAGCGACUGAGAAACCCCAGAGGGGAGGUGAGAAACAACCUUACCCUGGGAAUGAACUUCACCCAGGAUGAGAUUGACAGAGGUCUCAUCUGUUACACCCACACAGGCCAAGGACUUCCUGACUUUAUCAAGUUUGAUGUGACUGAUGGUAUUAACCCUUUGCUAGACCAAUACUUCUAUGUCACCAUUGGCAGGGUAAUCCCCAAGGUGGUUAGCAGAAGGAUCACUUUGACAAAAGCUGGCAGAGUGACCCUCACCACAGAUCUGCUUAGCACCAGUAACAACAGUAGCCCUGAUGAAGAGCUUCACUUCAACAUCACACGGGCUCCUAGACUGGGGCACUUGGAAAUCUCUGACCAUCCCGGGGAGCCCAUUGCCUCUUUCACUCAGCGUCAGUUGGCUGGCAGCAAGAUAUUCUAUGUCCGCACUUCAAAUGCUGAGAUAAAGAUGAACAGCUUUGAGCUUCGUGGGACUGAUGGACACCAUCCCAUGUUCAGAAACUUCUGGAUCUUCAUCACGGACAUGGACAAUAAGAAACCCAUCAUGAUCCUCCAUCAACUGAUAUUGCAGGAAGGGGAAAGCAAAUGGAUCACUCCCUUUGAGUUGACAGUGGAAGACGAGGAUACCCCAGAUGUUGGUCUCCUCUUUACCGUCACCCAGGGCCCCCUUCAUGGCAGGAUUUUGUAUAAUGGCAGCCAGCUUGUGUCUACCUUCACUCAGCAGGACCUGAAGGAGAACCUGAUUAGCUACCAGCAUGAUGGCAGCAAGACGACCGAAGACAGUUUCUCCUUGACUGUGGCAGAUGGCACACACGCUGAUUUCUACGUCUUCCCAGACACUGCCCUGGAGACACACAGACCUCAGGUAAUGAGGAUCCACAUAAGCUCCCUAGACAACAGGCUCCCCCAGAUUGCCUUUAACAGAGGCGCCCUGGCCUUGAAGCACCUUCCCUCUGGACACUUGGGCUUCCUGAUUACCAGUGGGGCUCUGAAGAUGGAGGAUUGGGGCAGUUCCCAACAGCUCCUGAAGUAUACAGUGACCAGAAGAUCCAUGCAUGGCUUCCUCAUCAACACGGGCCUUGGAAACGAGAGCAUUCGAGUGUUUACACAAGCUGAUGUGGUUGAGAUGAGGAUCUACUACAUCUUGAAGGAAGGCAGCAAGGCAACAAAGGAUAUCGUCUAUUUCUCUGUUGAGGACAAUGGAGGAAAGAAGCUAACAAAUCAACCUCUCCAUCUCUUCUGGGCUUGGGUCGCUUUGGAGAAAGAGUAUUACAUAGUGGAUGAAGAGUCUCCAUUCUUGGAAGUGACCCUCACGCGCAGAGGAUAUCUUGGUGAAACAUCUUUCAUCAGCGUCGUAACUAAAGAGGAAACUGCAGGAAAAGAUAAAGAUUUUAAAGGAAAGUCCUCAAUACAGGUCCAGUUCAAUCCUGGACAGACCACAGCUAUGUGGAGAGUGAGAAUUCUACCUGACAAUGAAUAUGAGGCUUCUGAGACCUUCCAGAUCAUUCUGACAAACCCUGUCAUGGCUGCCCUGGAGUUUCCAGAAAGGGCAACUGUUGAAAUUGUGGAUCCUGAAGAUGAAUCAACAGUUUCUAUUCCAGAGGCAGAGUACAGAAUAGAGGAAGACAUUGGGGAACUUUUGAUUCCUGUAAGACGGUCUGGAGAUGCAAGCCAGGAACUCAUUGUUAUUUGCUCUACACAUCAAGGCUCUGCCGCAGGCACCGUUUCUUCCACAGUGUUAUCUUUCUCUGACUACAUCUCACGUCCUAAAGACCACACCAGCCUCCUCCACUUUGACAAGCAUGAGGCUGAGAACACCUGCCGGGUCCUCAUCAUCAACGACUCCCUUUAUGAAGAGGAGGAAUCUUUCAGUGCCCUGCCCACGGGAGGGCAACUGGGGGCUGAAGUCCCCACCACCAGGGUGAUUAUCCUGCUGGAUCGUCAUGACAAGCCUGCCCUGUGCUUUGAGGAUGCUGAGUAUCACAUCGACGAAAGUGCUGGCUCCGUGGAGGUUUGUGUACGAAGGACAGGCACCGACCUUUCCCAAGCGUCCUCGGUCACCGUGCGCUCCAGGAGAACAGAGCCAGCCUCAGCAGAAGCUGGAAUAGAUUAUGUUGGCAUCAGCCGAAAACUGGACUUCGCUCCAGGAGUGCACGUUCAAAUGAUCCGAGUGACAAUCCUUGAUGACCUGGGACAGCCAGUCUUGGAGGGUCUAGAGACAUUUGAAUUACUUCUCCAGAUGCCCAUGGGUGUAGUGCUUGGAGCACCCAAUAAAACCACCGUUUUCAUCAAUGACAUCGUCACUGACUGCAAGCAGAAUGCUUGUCGUUCCUUUGAUUGAACGAUUUAAGGGAGAAGCAGUCAAAACGUGUUUUCUGACAACACAGUUUCUAGAACUUAGCAACUCUGGGAUAUCAGUGGUAUUGUGCUAUCAUUGAUGUUGUAUAUAUUCAACAAGGUAUCAUGGCAAACGAGUUUAUGUAAGUGUAUGUAUAGGUACAGAGAAAGGAUUGCACCCACAAAGACUCAUUAUUAAAAUGUGCUAUUGGUUUGUUUGGGUUUUUUUUCAUUUUCUUUUACUUUGUUACUAAGGCCAGUGAAACCCAUUGUCAUCAAUUAAAUCAACAGUUAAGAGGGGGGAGUUCCUGUUGUGGCUCAGCAGUGACGAACCCGACUGCUAUCUAUGAGGAUGCGGGUUCGAUCCCUGGCUUUGC
This is a messenger RNA of Sus scrofa (pig), 6799 nucleotides long. The record is from RefSeq and is a predicted model, not a curated record. NCBI's taxonomy places the organism in Eukaryota, Metazoa, Chordata, Mammalia, Artiodactyla, Suidae.